Molecule: messenger RNA, 483 nt
Organism: Aspergillus viridinutans
Lineage: Eukaryota; Fungi; Ascomycota; Eurotiomycetes; Eurotiales; Aspergillaceae
Exons: 1
Coding region: 1-483 (160 amino acids)
Source: RefSeq, a predicted model, not a curated record
AUGUCAACCGAGAUCACCUUCGAUGUCAACGGGCUCUAUAUUCUUCUGUCUGAUCGUGGCGAAAACAGUUACACAUUCCACUGGGGCCUCUACCUACAUCAGGGUGAGAAUUCGGGCUACAUCUAUCAUCUGCUAAAUGAGACCGAUUCGACUAGCUGGCGCUUCGACCCGCGACCCAGUCAGGACGUCAUCGACUCUCAGAGACUGCUUGUGGCCCUCAAGAUAGGAGCUUUAGAGCCUACACUUCAUCAGGCUUUGCUUGAUCGUCUUUGGCAAAUCCCGAUCGCGUAUUCAACUCGAUUCCACGAAAGCAUCACCUGCCGGGUGUGGCUCAAAGAGGCGCUCUUUGCAUUAGAUGACGAAGGCUAUAUCAAGCUCACCAAGAGCGUGGAUGACAUCGAAGCCGAGGCAAAGAACUUCGCAAUGCGAAACAAGAGUCGGGGCACGAAGACCGUUGCUCGAAGUACCGGAAGCCAAGCUUGA